UAUUGAGGACAUCGAAGAACACGCUGCGUACGACUGGGGAAAGUUGCUUGUAGAGACUCUGAAUAGCGUACCACGGACAACCGCAACAAGCUGUCCCAAGGCCAUGUCUUCGACGCCGCCACGGACGCCCCAAAAGCGCAAAGCUCCAGAGGCCCCUUCCACGCCGCCGACCGUGUCAGCCAAGGGCCAGGGUGCGCCCGCCGCGGCGCCCAUGACACCGCCGACGACGCUCGUGAGCCCGGCGGAGCCGCGGCCCAAAAAGCAGAACGUAUCGAGAGAGGCGGUCCCGGUGUCUCAGGACGAUGAGGAGGAGCGCGGCGCCGUCGCGGCGGCGGAGGAGACGACGCUCGCGCUGCGGCAGCUCGUGCCGGGGCGGAGCCGCGAGACGCUUCCGGGCCGGAUAGUAGCCAAGUGCGGCAAUUGUUAUAAAUGUGGGCAGCCGGGCCACUUCGCACGCGACUGCCUGCUGGAGUCCAGGGUUUUUCCUGCCAAAUACCCUGGCGUGUGUCAAGGCUGCCGCGGUCCGAUACGCGAGGAGGAGGAUAUCACGCGAUGCCGCGGCGGCUAUGCGCACGAGGCCUGCAAGAUAAGCGUGGUUGUAGUGGAGGACCGAGAAGCGUUGCGGAGGCUCGAAGGCCCGGCGACGCCGGCGGACGAGGCGGAGGCAGUUCGCGAGUUCAUGCGGAGCGGCAACGGCCACGCGCUCGUCGAGGCGGGUGCGGGCUCGGGCAAGACGCGGCUGCUCGUCGACAUCGCGUGUGAGUGCGAGGGCGGCGGCCGCCGGGCCCUCGUCCUCGCGUUCAACAAGGCCGCGCAACUCGAGCUCCGGAAACGCGGCGUGCGCGAGGCCAAGACGUUCCACGCGUUCGGCCUCGCCGCGUGGAAGGAGCAUCUGGGCGGGAACGUGAAUGUCUAUCUGGGGAAGAAGUCCGUGCUGCUGCUGCACGCGCUCUACCCGCCGUCGCGGGCCGACGACGGUCCCAAGGCGAAGGUGUCGCUCACGUGCCUAGUGUUCCGCGGCUUCGUCGACAAGCUCGUGUCCGCCGCCAAAAUUCGGUGCGUCGGCGUGGAGGGCUUCGCCAGCGACGCGGAGGGGCUCCGUGAAAUCGCCGAGACGUGUCCUGCCUACGGCAAGAGCCUCGAGAAGCGGUGCUCGGGCCUCCCACGCCCUGUCAGAGACCGGCUGAAGGCGCGGUGGCCGACACGCACAGCCCUGUUGCAGCGGGGCGUCGAGCUCGCCGUCGAGGUCCUGGAGGCGAGCUGCGAGACGGCGCGGUCGGCCCACUGGAGGGGUAGGACGCACCUCGUGUCCACCCGCGGCAGGCGGAAGAAGCUCCCCCUGCUCGACGGCGCCGACAUGCUUUACAUGGCGCUCGCCGACGGUAUCCGAUUGGAUCCCGACGCCGAGGAGCCGAUCUCGGUCCUCCUCGUCGACGAGGCGCAGGACUCGAACGCGGCGCGGCGCGAGAUGUGCCUGCGCCUCCAGCGAGACAGCGGGUGCCGCGUCGUCGCCGUCGGCGACGACUGCCAGGCGAUCUACGCGUUCCUCGGCGCGGACUCCGGCGCGCUCGCGCGCAUCGGGGAGAUUUUCGCAAUGCGCCGCUUCCCGCUGUCGACGUGUUAUCGCUGCCCGCGCAGCCACGUCAAGCUGGCGAACGAGGUCAUCGACACUAUAAACGACGAAGAGCAAGCGACUGCUGAUAAAGAAGAGCGAGCGCCGGAGCUCCAGCAUCAUAUCCGGCCGUGGCCGGGCGCGCCCGCGGGGGAGAUCGUGCGCGACGCCGACUUCACGACGCAGCCGCUGCCGGGCGACGCCAAUCUCGGUGCCGUGGUAACCCACGGCGCCGCGCGGUCCCGCGGCGGGAAGAUUGGCAUACUCUCGCGCACCAACGCCCCGCUGCUGGCGCUGCGCGACUGCCUCGCCAUGAGACACGUCGCGGUCCGCUUCGAGGGCCUCGAGACGCUCGCGAAAAAGCUCAAGCACACGCUCGCGAAGAUCGGGGCGCGGACGUUCGACGAGCUGAAGGACUACCUCGCGGCGGAGUCGAUGGCGGCGUCAUUUCGCGACGACGGCGGCGAGAGCGACGGCGACGACGAUUUUGACCCGUACGCCGAGGAGGAGCCGAAGUCGUCGACGCGCUUAAAGGCGCGAGACAUGCGCGCCUGCCUCGCGGUCGUCGUCGAGCGGCUCGAGUACGCUAGGAAGGGCGCGCCCGUCGACCUCGCGGACCUGGAGCGCCACAUCGACGGGCUCUUCGCGAACGCUGAACACCUGCUGCCGCACGAGCAGGAGGAGCAGGUCGUGCUGAGCACCGUGCACCGCGCCAAGGGGCUCGAGUGGGACACGGUCUACGUGCUCCAGCCGGACGACCUGCCCUUUGGGCCCGUCAUGGAAUGGGGCUCGGAAAAAGACCGGCGCCAGGAGUACAACGUGCAGUACGUAGCCUACACGCGCGCCAAGGGGAAGCUCGUGUUCCUGCGCCAUCUCCGUAAGAGCCGCGACGACCCCUGGAGCGACGUGAUCGAAGGCCUGUUCGCUGCACCGCCACCGGAGGAGGAGGCGCGCCCGAGGCGCCCGGCCCCGGCGGCGGACCCGUACGACCCCUGGCGCCGCCACUGCGAGUGGGCGAAUGGCGCCGCCGACGCGCCGCCGCCGCCGCCGGAGCCCGCGCAGAAUGAUGCGCAGGAUGAUUUUUUUACCUCUCUGGGCCUCGAUGACAUGCCCGCAACGCGGGCGGCGCUGGCGUCGGCGUAUCGCCGACGCGUCCUGGUUGUUCACCCGGACAAGCAGAUGCAGAAGCCGGCCGCCGAGCGGCUGUCCCCGGAAGAGGCAAAGCGGCUGUUCGUCGAGGCGACCUUCGCCUACGAGUUCCUCAAGGAAGCGUUCGACGACGACGACGAUUGUGAAUAAGACUGUAAGAACACAC
This is a messenger RNA of Pelagomonas calceolata, 2927 nucleotides long. The record is from the annotation of a GenBank genome assembly. Lineage: Eukaryota; Pelagophyceae; Pelagomonadales; Pelagomonadaceae.